This is a messenger RNA of Acomys russatus (golden spiny mouse), 832 nucleotides long. It is a transcript of the gene Elane, whose product is annotated as elastase, neutrophil expressed. The transcript has 5 exons. Gene Ontology annotation, biological process: acute inflammatory response to antigenic stimulus; proteolysis. NCBI's taxonomy places the organism in Eukaryota, Metazoa, Chordata, Mammalia, Rodentia, Muridae. The coding region runs from base 20 to 817 and encodes 265 amino acids. The record is from RefSeq and is a predicted model, not a curated record. Gene Ontology annotation, molecular function: serine-type endopeptidase activity.
CAGAGCCCACAAGCCCACCAUGGCCCUCGCCGGACCGUUCAGCUGGACUCUGGCUCCCACGCUGCUGGCCUUGCUCCUGGGUGGCCAGGCGCUGGCCUCAGAGAUUGUGGGUGGCCGGCCAGCCCAGCCCCACGCUUGGCCCUUCAUGGCGUCCCUGCAGCGGCGUGGAGGUCACUUCUGUGGCGCUACACUCAUCGCCAGGAACUUCGUCAUGUCAGCAGCCCACUGUGUGAACGGCCUGAAUUUCCGGUCAGUGCAGGUCGUGCUGGGAGCCCACGACCUGCGGCGACGGGAGCUCUCGCGACAGACCUUCUCCGUGCAGCGGAUCUUCGAGAAUGGCUUCGACCCCUCGCGUCUGCUGAACGACAUUGUGGUCAUCCAGCUCAAUGGUUCGGCUACCAUUAACGCCAACGUGCAGGUGGCCCGGCUGCCCGCCCAGGGCCGCGGCGUGGGGGACAGAACUCCGUGCCUGGCCAUGGGCUGGGGCAGGCUGGGCACAAACCAGCCGUCGCCAAGCGUGCUCCAAGAGCUCAACGUGACAGUGGUGACCAACCUCUGCCGCCGCCGCGUGAACGUGUGCACGCUGGUGCCGCGCCGGCAAGCUGGCAUCUGCUUCGGAGACUCUGGAGGACCCUUGGUCUGUGAUGGUCUCGUCCAAGGCAUUGAUUCCUUCAUCCGAGGAGGCUGUGGGUCUGGAAUUUACCCAGAUGCCUUUGCCCCUGUAGCUGAGUUUGCAGACUGGAUCAAUUCCAUUCUCCGCAGCCAUGGCGACCGCCCCCGCACCCAUCCCAGAGACCCUGAGAGCAGAGCUGACUAGGACCUGUCUAGUCCC